Molecule: messenger RNA, 1565 nt
Organism: Toxorhynchites rutilus septentrionalis
Lineage: Eukaryota; Metazoa; Arthropoda; Insecta; Diptera; Culicidae
Gene: Arpc1
Product: actin-related protein 2/3 complex subunit 1A-B
Exons: 3
Coding region: 211-1332 (373 amino acids)
Biological process (GO): Arp2/3 complex-mediated actin nucleation
Cellular component (GO): actin cytoskeleton; Arp2/3 protein complex
Molecular function (GO): actin filament binding
Source: RefSeq, a predicted model, not a curated record
CAAAGAAACGUCAUUUUCAUUCAAUACGAAUUUCUACGCUGCAGUGCAGUUGGUUGAUUAUUUCAGAUUAGGUGAAAAAUUCGUGUAGACGGCCCAGAGUCCGCGAAUUUUUUUUUUAUAAAUUGCAUUUCAAAAUAGACUUUGCGUGGGGUGUGACCGUCUGGUACUGGAAACGAUUGAUUAGUCACCGUUUGGGCGAAUUUUGAUACAAUGACCGAGCGUCACACUUUCGGGUGUAAUCUAAAUCCCAUCACUUGUCACGCGUGGAACAAGGAUCGAUCCCAAAUUGCUAUAUCGCCUAACAAUAAUGAGGUUCAUAUCUACAAGCGUGACGGAUCCGAGUGGAAGUUGUUGGACGUGCUGAAUCAGCAUGACCUACGUGUUAUGGGCAUCGAUUGGGCCCCCAACACCAACCGGAUUGUAACAUGUGCGGUGGACCGGAACGCAUAUGUUUGGUCUCAGGGUGACGAUGGCAAGUGGAAGCCAACGUUGGUACUUUUGAGAAUUAACCGGGCUGCCACUUGUGUCCGCUGGUCGCCGUUCGAGAAUAAAUUUGCGGUCGGUUCCGGUGCUCGGCUGAUUUCGGUUUGCUACUUCGAAUCGGAAAAUGACUGGUGGGUUUCGAAGCAUAUUAAGAAACCCAUCCGUUCGACGGUGACUUCAUUGGAUUGGCAUCCGAAUAACAUGCUGUUGGUAGCUGGUUCCACCGAUUAUAAGGUCCGUGUGUUUUCUGCCUUCAUCAAGGAUAUUGAGCAGCAUCCGGAACCCACUGCUUGGGGACCGAAGAAGCCUCUCGGUCAAAUGUUGGCGGAAUUUAAAAACUCAACCAGCGGCGGAGGCUGGGUCCACAGUGUUAGCUUUUCUGCUGACGGUAAUCGGAUUUGCUGGGUUGGCCAUGACAGUGCAAUUAACAUUGGUGAAGCGAACAAUGGAAACAUUGCUAUUAAACUCAGGACGGAGUAUCUUCCAUUUCUCUGCUGCGAAUGGAUUUCUCCACAAUCGAUUCUGGUGGCGGGUCACAGCUGUGUGCCACUCAUCUAUACUAUAGACAACAAUACAUUGAUUCUAGCGGCCAAACUGGAUAAGUCAACGAAGAAGGAACAGGGCGGUAUAUCGGCUAUGCGUAUUUUCCAAUCACUGGAUCGAAACUCACGCACUGAAAACUCCGACACAAACUUGGAAUCGAUUCACCAAAAUGCAAUAACAUGUGUUUGUUUGUAUUCUGGAAGCAAAGGAAAUGCUCAACGCAUCAGCACAUCCGGCUUGGAUGGUCAACUGGUCAUCUGGGAUAUAAAUACGUUGACUCGCUCGAUGCAAGGGUUGCGAAUCUAAUGCAUUGUUGCGGAAAUCAAACAGUAUUCAUCAGCAUACAGGAAAUAAAUUCCAAAUAUCUUUUCAAUACUUGUAGCUGUCUGUUUUCGCUAUCAGUGAAAUGUUUGAGGCGAACGGUUUAUUUUAUGCACUUAGAUAAAUAAAUUUCUGAUGAAUGUAGAGUCAUUCAACAAAUUCCAAAUUACGCAAUUGACUGUGUGGAAUAAACACGUAUUAGAAAAUGGCUUGAGUUA